Colletotrichum paranaense is the source of this 1050-nucleotide messenger RNA. Its product is annotated as cupin domain-containing protein. Bases 1 to 1050 code for a protein of 349 amino acids. NCBI's taxonomy places the organism in Eukaryota, Fungi, Ascomycota, Sordariomycetes, Glomerellales, Glomerellaceae. The record is from RefSeq and is a predicted model, not a curated record. The transcript has 2 exons.
AUGAGCAUUCCCGUUCUCUCCACCCCUCCUGAUGCCAGGACGAGCUACAUUAUCGACCAGCUCGAGGGUGAGCGCGUCACGAUCCCCGGUAGCAAGGGUGUCUUCAGAAUUUUGGCCUCGUCAAAACAGACCAACGGUGGCAUCGCCGUCUUCUCAAGCGGUGCCGUCCUCUCUGAUGCGCCUGGCUUCCACUGGCACGCCGAGGCGCACGACGUCUUCCUAGUGACCAAGGGAUACCUGAAGCUAUGGAACGGCGACAAGUGCAGAAUCAUGGGUCCUGGCGACUUCGCCUAUGUUCCCCCUAAAGUUGUACACAACCCUGAGCUUCUCGGGCCUCACACAGAAACCCUCGGGCUGGUUGCACCGGGUGACUGGGUUGACUUCUUCCGCUACGUCGCGGAGCAGUAUGAGGGUAUCAUUGUGCCAGAAAAUGACAACCGUGACCUGAAGAGCCUGUUGAUUCCCAAGGUCAUGGCCGCAAAGGAUCGGUUCGACGUAAACUUUGAGCGCAACUACACCCCUCCUGAAGUCGCAGACUGGCAAGAGUCAGAAAAUGUUCUCCCCGGCCCCUUGGAGCCGUACUUUCUCCGCGCCAACACCGGCCCCAGAUACAUCCUGGGUGGUGUGCUUUCCAGACCCUUCAUCAACGCUUCCCAGUGCAGCGGCAAGUUCGCCAUCACCAGCCUCGAGUCUUCCAAGCUAUAUGAGAAGUCCCCGCUUGCUCGGUGGUUGACGUUCCCCGAGGUGGACCACUGCUUCUGUGUCCAGGAGGGUCUUCUGAGAGUCAAGCUCAAGGAGUCUGGAUCAUGGACUGAGGUCCGGGAGGGCCAGACCCUCCUGGUCUCUGCAGGACAGGCGUUCACAUUGGAGUACGGCUCUCGGUUUGUGAGAUCUACAGUCUUCACGAACGGCCCGGGUAUCGAGACUCUCAUCCAAAAUGCUGGCGAGGCCUUCUCAAGUUUCGUCCUGCCGGAGGAGAGUGCUGCUUGGCAGGAGGAGAAGAUCAAGGAAGCUAGUGCGGCAUUGGGUGUUGUGGUUGAAUCAUUGUAA